Pelobates cultripes (western spadefoot toad) is the source of this 360-nucleotide messenger RNA. NCBI's taxonomy places the organism in Eukaryota, Metazoa, Chordata, Amphibia, Anura, Pelobatidae. The record is from the annotation of a GenBank genome assembly.
AUGGGAAAUUAUGCUAUCCAUUACUAUACCACCAAGGAAGCCAUCUUGAAAUACAACAGAGAUCAUGAGCUCACAUAUCAAGGUACCACAAUUGCUCUGUACCAAGAUCUCUUUACAGGCACCUUACAACGCAGACGCGACAGGAAACCGAUGGCAGAUGUACUGCGUCACAAUGGGAUCCAGUUUACCUGGGGACACCCAUUCAAAAUAGUGGCCUUUAAGGUGGGAAGAAGGUAUACCUACCUACCAGGAAACAACCUGAUGAAAUUCCUCGACAAACUCUCCAUUACACCACCGACGGCUUUCACCUUACCAGGACCAACCAGAACGGCCCCAGGCACUCCUGAGAGAGUGGUAUGA